AUGGAGAAGCUCCCCACUAUCAUUCUGCCGGAGGGAGAUGCCGUUUCACCUAGUCCGAGAGCAGGCUCGCUGGGUUCUUUAGAGAAGGUACACACGAGCAGUAAAAGCUCGUUACUGCGUCUGGGUGGCAUCCGGUUCCGUUGUGCGCGUCCACAGCAGCUGGUGGACGAGUUCUACGUGAAGCGGAUGGGGAUGCAGGAGCUUGUGCUUAGUUCUGCAGUGGGAUCGAAAUUAGGUGGCUGUGAAUGUUUAGAGUUUUGCCUUGCUCUUCCGCCGCGGCAACAGCUGCACCAGCUGCUGUUGCAGCUUUCAUUGCGUUCACAGCACCGCCGCAGCAGCCCCUCAAGCAGCCGCACCGACCUCGGGGCCAUCACUGUGGGGGAAGAAGGGGCAGCACACAACAGAGCAGCUCUGUUAGGGCAGGAAGCCGUACACCCCAGUGGAGCCACCAGCAGGCGCAGCAGCUUUUGCAGCCAGAGUUCGUCCCGGAAUAGUAACCUGUCAUCUGCCGUGCCUUCCUCCCCUCAUCGAUUCGCUGCUUUCGAGUUCUUUUCCCCUACGGAAGUUGAAGGUGUUGUAGCGGAGGCAACUGAAGCUGCGGCUAAUUCAACAACAGUGAACGCAAAGCCCAAGAGCUGGUUAAGGCAUGCUGGGGGUCAGUUUGUAUUGGAAUUCGUCCCAGUGCAGACGGCUGGUGGCAAAUAUAAAGCCUAUGAACACCGCGACUCCGACGUCUUCAGUCAUCUAUCAUUCGCAGUUUGUGAUGUUGAUACGAUGGCGGUGGAUUUGUCGCAACACAUGGUUCGCGUUGAUCCCGCUGGGCAGUUUCUGGAUAUGGCCUACGCCGCAGGCUUCACAGACCCGCAGAACUUCAGGGGUCGCCUUUUACAAUAUAUGAGUGAGUAUAAGAUGGCGUCGCUGAAAGCUCACUUGAGUGAUGAGUCGCGGGCUGCUUCGUCGUGUUCGUUUGACCAUUUGCGUCAGUCGCCUCCGAGAGGUAGUGACGACUAUGGCGAGCACAAGCGGCCAACUGGGGGGUCUGUGGAGUUUUGUGGAGGGAUUCGAGGUGACGUGGGGAGCGGGCGGCGGCGGUCUCCCUCUCCGUCGCCUCCGAGCAGCUUCUGCUCGCUGUCUGUGCCGGGUUCCGGUGCCGCUUCCUUUUUUUCUAGCGAUCGCGAUGGCUGCCUUCCUGCCCCCACUCCAGAAGAGGUGCAAGCUGUAGAGCUAAGUCACAGCUCGUCAUCGCUGCGCUUCGACACGUUGCCCUUGCUACGUCUACCUGUUCUCCACCACCUCGAAAUCGCUGCUACGAACCUGGAGGAGACCCUCAAAUUCUACGAAGAUGUGUUGGGCAUGACGCUGAUAGAUAAGAAGACCGCCGGGAGCUUCGGCUUCACUCUUUACUUUCUUGCGCUGGAGUCUCCGACAAGCACUUCGCUGCAUUACUGGCUGUGGCUGCAGCGGUUUUCUUCCAUCUGCAUUAAAGUACAUGCAGAUGGCAACCAUGUGGCACCCUACAAAGACCUCGGGCCCUCUGAAUGUGGAUUUUUGGGUAUUUCGUUUCUGUGCGCCGAAAGUAACGAAGAGAAGAUCCUCAAGCGAAUCAAGAGAAAUUACGUCAAAGUCGAACUUGUAGACGAUGAGGUUUAUGGACAGAAAGUCUUGCUACUAAGAGACCCGCAAAACAUUCCAAUACGCAUUGCUUUUACGAAUUAA
This is a messenger RNA of Eimeria maxima, 1716 nucleotides long. Its product is annotated as glyoxalase, putative. Bases 1 to 1716 code for a protein of 571 amino acids. The record is from RefSeq and is a predicted model, not a curated record. NCBI's taxonomy places the organism in Eukaryota, Apicomplexa, Conoidasida, Eucoccidiorida, Eimeriidae. The transcript has 8 exons.